CUUAAAGAAGCCUUGAUUGAUACGUUAACCGCUAUCCUGUCCCCGGUGCAAGAAGUGCGAGCCGCCGCUGAGGAGCAAAUAAAAGUGUUGGAAGUGACAGAGGGUAAGUUAAGCAUGUACGCUGGCAUUGCUAUACCAGCUGAUGUCAAGAGAGUGAAAUUAUAUGAUGAUAGCUAAAUACGUGCAUAUGGGCCUGUACGGAACGAUAAAUGCUAACUAACGUUAUUGUACAGCAGACAAAAAAAACACUGUCAUGUUGUUGGCUAACGUUAGCUUGUAAUGAUAAAACAGAAUAUAAAAGGUUCGGUUCUCUCCAAUUGGCUAGCUAGCUAGCAAGUGGCGCAAAUGAAUCUUGUUUUCUUAUUCCCAAUUAGCUACCUAAAUUAGCGGCUAACAAGUUAGUUAGCUGACAGAACAACCGUGUGUGUGUGUGUGUGUGUGUGUGUGUGUGUGUGUGUGUGUGUGUGGUGGUGGUGGGGGGGGGCACACUGUCUGCCUCCAGCAUCCUUGAUUGUUAGCUAAUUUAGCAGCAAUUUCAUUCCGUUCUCUGUGUUGUUGUUGGAGCUAGUAUCCACACAUAAUGAUGAUUGUGGACCAAUUCAACCAGGGAGAAUCUAUUUUAACUGCCUGGAAUUAAAAUGGCAAGUUAACUAAUGUGUGCUACUAAAUAACUAGCUAGGUGGACUGACAAUAAGCAGCAGAUAAGACUUGAUAGCUAGCUAGCAAUUUACAUUCGUGUAAUCUUAUUUCGAGCCCAGAGCCCUGCAUUCUACUUGGAAUUCUAGAAGAGUGAUAGGAUGAAUCGAUUAUGAAGGCUUUGAAAUCGUGUUAGGGUCGCUAUAGUAACCAUACAUCUGGAAAGUUUUCCCGCGAGUAUGAUUCCUCAGUAUUCCCGACUUCCGGAUUCCAGCCUUGGAAAACUGACGGGAUCAGUUGUUUUUUGACAACUCUGCUUUUCUCAUGUUUUAAUAUUUAUUCCCCCCACAGGAAAACAUUGUUUCGUGUUCCCCCUUUGAAUACAUGAAUGAUCCAUCUCAAUACUGCAAACGCCCUUACCCUACUACCUUAUGUAUGUUGAAGGAAUAGCUACCAUAUAUGCUUACUUAGCUAUAGUAAAGUACAUUAGCUACCCUAAACCAGCUUGCCACUAAUCCAAAAUACAGUGGGGGGUGAAUAUAGGGACAGUGUGUACAGUGCCUUUGUCUGUGGUGUUCCUCUCUGGCAUGGCUAAAAGGCUGAUUGUGCAGGCUGCCUGUCAGGAUCCACUGCAGUGUCACAGCAGCAAGAAUGGGCCCAUCAGGCCUCUUUCUGAGGGAGCUGCUCUAUGCAUGGAGCUGUCAGCACUAACAUUGUCUCCUGGACUCUGAUGUCACUCUCAGUUAAAGCUGGGGACAGAGCAGGGGCACAUUGCAGGGAUGAGUCUGACUGACAAGCCUAAAACGCAUUGGAAGAGUUCUCCAGUGCUUGUUGUAAAUGCUCAAAGGUGCUAAGAAUUGUCAAUGUAAUGUCGUGCGUAUGGUGUUUUCAGAUGUUGGGCAUAAGUCCAAUCAUAUGAAAAUGUUUGACAUUUUGUCCCUGCAUUCCAUGCAUGCCUGCCAUAGUUUCCGAUGUUCCACCCCAAUGACAUGGCCAGUGUGCUUCCAAGAGUGUGUCUGUAUGCCUGAUGAUCUGUCCACUGUGUGUUGAUGUUGCUCAAUUUGUUUUGUAGAGUUUGGAGUCCACCUCGCAGAGCUAACUGUAGAUCCUCAGGGAGCUCUGGCCAUUCGUCAGGUUAGUUAGCAGAAAAAUAGUAGUUAUAUGGUGUGUGACUACUUUUUUUUCUUUUUCUUUUGUUUCUUUUUUUUUUUACUUCUCAGCAUCUCCUUCACACUACUAUAUCGAUCAAUCAAUUAAUUCAUUAUACUGUAUGUGUUUGUUGAUGUGUUCAGUUGGCCUCAGUCAUCCUGAAGCAGUAUGUGGAGACCCACUGGUGUUCCCUGUCUGAGAAGUUCAGGCCCCCAGAGACCACAGACCGGGUAAGCAAAGCGACAUCUCAUUCUUUCAACUAGCCUAGUUCAAAUGGAUCAUUGUCAAUGGCUAGCUAUUUGAAAACAUUGAGGAGGAGUUAUGAAACUGCUAAUGCUGCCUAAAAUCCAGGCCAAGGCAGCCAUCAGGGAGCUGUUGCCUGGGGGUCUCAGGGAGGCCAUCAGUAAGGUGCGGUCCAGCGUGGCCUACGCUGUGUCGGCCAUCGCCCACUGGGACUGGCCCGAAGCCUGGCCGCAGCUCUUCACCCUCCUCAUGGACAUGUUGGUCAGCGGCGACGUCAGCGCAGUGCACGGGGCCAUGAGGGUCCUCACAGGUAAGGACACACACAUCCCCAAUUCCAAAUUGACCUCUUUUCCUGUGCUCAAUUUCCUGUGCUCCAUUUGUAUUCAUGUAUCUCCGUGUAUUCACUUCAUCCCUCUGGCAUUUUCUCAAAGAGUUUACCCGUGAGGUGACAGAUACUCAGAUGCCUCUGGUGGCCCCAGUAAUUCUGCCUGAGAUGUACAAGAUCUUCAGCAUGAUCGAGAUCUACAGCAUCCGUACCCGCUCCAGAGCCGUGGAGAUCUUCACCACCUGUGCCAAUCUGAUCUGUGCGAUAGAGGAGCUGGAAAAGGGUGCGGCCAAGGCCCUGAUCUUCCCUGUAGUGCAGCAGUUCACUGAGGCAUUCAUUCAGGCCCUGCAGAUGCCUGAUGGACCCUCCUCAGACAGUGGCCUCAAGAUGGAGGUCCUCAAGGUGAGAAAAUGACCACAGAAGAAUUUGUACUCUCAUGAAUUUAUACAGCCAGAUGUUGUGGUUUUGGGAUCUGGAGGCCAAAUGUUAUCAGUUGUCCUAAUCCUGAUCCACCCUUCCCUUCACCUUUUUACCUCCUCCCAAGGCCGUGACGGCUCUAGUGAAGAACUUCCCUAAACCCAUGGUUUUGUCCAUGCAGCAGAUUCUGCCCAUCGUCUGGAACACCCUGACAGAGAGCGCUUCUUUAUAUCCUUCACAAUGCAACUAUGUCCUCUCCUCUUUCAUCUUACGGUAGCUCAGUGUCUUCAUUCAUUCCCUUUGGGUCACAUCUGUCAAUAAUGAGCGAUUAUCUCCACUUUGCCCUUUGUCACACUGAAAUGGGAGCUAGCUAGCUAGCCCACCUAGCUGUAGAGAAUGGUCUAUGUCCUGAGAAUGGGAUUUCCUUAACCAGGUGUGCACUUAUGUCAGAACAGAGGUCAACUACACAGAGGAGGUAGAUGACCCCAUUGACUCUGAUGGUGAGUACAGCCUUAUCAUAUUCAUAUCGUCAAGAAUUUACUUAACUUUGUAUGUACUGGCUGUAAAAUGUGAUUUUUAAAAUGUCUAAUAAAUGUAAUCAAUCUAUGUGACAUGGGCUGAUCUAGAUAUAACAUAUAUAGUGAGCUAUAUACUUUCCUUAAGUCCUCUUGGUUUUGGUUGAGUUUAGAGGUAUUUAUUUGUGUGCGUUUUUCUCCCAGGUGAGGUUCUGGGCUUUGAGAACCUGGUGUUUAGCAUCUUUGAGUUCGUCCACACGUUGCUGGAGAACAGCAAGUUUAAGAGCACAGUGAAGAAGGCUCUUCCUGAGCUCAUCUACUACAUCAUUCUCUACAUGCAGAUCACUGAGGAUCAGGUACAAACAACCUUGUGUGUGUGACAUUUUUAAGAGAAUCUGUUUAGUCAAAAAAGCCAUAGGUUGGUAUCAUGUAUGUAUUCCUCAUCAUCAGUAGUCUUUCUCUGUAGAUCAAGGUGUGGACGGCCAACCCCCAGCAGUUUGUGGAGGACGAGGAUGACGACACCUUCUCCUACUCCGUCAGGAUCUCAGCCCAGGAUCUGCUGCUGGUGAGAACUUCACAUGGGACACUUACAGUCUGGGCAAAUCUGUAAUACCUUAUUCCCCAUAUAGUGUACUCUUUUCUGUGGCUCUAUGUUUUAACCCUUCAUGAAAGAAUACUCCCACACGCAGACGGCUACCGUUCCAUGUGUAGGUUCUGGUCAAUGUGACUUUUUUGGAGACGUCACAAGACUUUUCAAUUCAACCUUCCUCCUCUUCCAAUAGGCUGUGGCGACGGAGUUCCAGAACGAGAGUGCGGCAGCAUUGGCGGCGGCAGCAACAAGACACCUGCAGGAAGCAGAGCAGGCCAAGAACAGUGGCAACGAACACUGGUGAGGACUACACACACACACCGGCUGCAUGACAUCAGUGCCUCUCAAAAGUAAUUAGUGGCUUCCUCUUCUUGUCUCCUGUUUGUCCUAUGCACUGACCUGAAAACACAGGCUAGAUGAAAGCAGUAUGGAUGUCUUUCAGGAAUUUUGCUUUCAUCUGUCCAGGUAUUUUUAUGUCGGUGCAGACUGAGGAAAGGAGACAAGUAGAGCAGACCACUUUCGACUAUUGAGAUGCACCCCAUAGCUAAACCAUCACCAUGCAGUCAGACUCUAGGUCUGCUCUCUCUUCACCCCUGUGUUAUCCCGUCCUGCAGGUGGAAGGUCCAUGAGGCGUGUAUGUUAGCUCUGGGCUCAGUAAAGACCAUCAUCACAGAGAACGUGAAGAACGGCCGUGUUCAGUUUGAUAUGCACGGCUUCCUGGCUAACGUCAUCCUGGCUGACCUCAACCUCUCAAGUUAGUCAGUCUGGGGUCUCUUGCUCAGCUCCUGGGAAGCAAUGUUCAGUUAUGUUGUUCUUUUAAGUCUGUGACAUUGUGAUCAAGAUAUCAAUGAAGCAUGAGGGAGAAACUAUAACCUGCAUACACUGCAGCCCUGGACUCUAGAGUUUGACCGUGGCUCACAGUACAGUAUGUGCCUACCUACAGUGGGGAGAACAAGUAUUUGAUACACUGCCGAUUUUGCAGGUUUUCGUACUUACAAAGCAUGUAGAGGUCUGUAAUUUUUAUCAUAGGUACACUUCAACUGGGAGAGACGGAAUCUAAAACAAAAAUCCAGAAAAUCACAUUGUAUGAUUUUUAAGUAAUUCAUUUGCAUUUUAUUGCAUGACAUAAGUAUUUGAUCACCUACCAACCAGUAAGAAUUCCGGCUCUCACAGACCUGUUAGUUUUUCUUUAAGAAGCCCUCCUGUUCUCCACUCAUUACCUGUAUUAACUGCACCUGUUUGAACUCGUUACCUGUAUAAAAGACACCUGUCCACACACUCAAUCAAACAGACUCCAACCUCUCCACAAUGGCCAAGACCUGCACAAGGCUGGGAUGGGCUACAGGACAAUAGGCAAGCAGCUUGGUGAGAAGGCAACAACUGUUGGCGCAAUUAUUAGAAAAUGGAAGAAGUUCAAGAUGACAGUCAAUCACCCUCGGUCUGGGGCUCCAUGCAAGAUCUCACCUCGUGGGGCAUCAAUGAUCAUGAGGAAGGUGAGGGAUCAGCCCAGAACUACACGGCAGGACCUGGUCAAUGACCUGAAGAGAGCUGGGACCACAGUCUCAAAGAAAACCAUUAGUAACACACUACGCCGUCAUGGAUUAAAAUCCUGCAGCGCACGCAAGGUCCCCCUGCUCAAGCCAGCGCAUGUCCAGGCCCGUCUGAAGUUUGCCAAUGACCAUCUGGAUGAUCCAGAGGAGGAAUGGGAGAAGGUCAUGUGGUCUGAUGAGACAAAAAUAGAGCUUUUUGGUCUAAACUCCACUCGCCGUGUUUGGAGGAAGAAGGAUGAGUACAACCCCAAGAACACCAUCCCAACCGUGAAGCAUGGAGGUGGAAACAUCUUUCUUUGGGGAUGCUUUUCUGCAAAGGGGACAGGACGACUGCACAGUAUUGAGGGGAGGAUGGAUGGGGCCAUGUAUCGCGAGAUCUUGGCCAACAACCUCCUUCCCUCAGUAAGAGCAUUGAAGAUGGGUCGUGGCUGGGUCUUCCAGCAUGACAACGACCCGAAACACACAGCCAGGGCAACUAAGGAGUGGCUCCGUAAGAAGCACCUCAAGGUCCUGGAGUGGCCUAGCCAGUCUCCAGACCUGAACCCAAUAGAAAAUCUUUGGAGGGAGCUGAAAGUCCGUAUUGCCCAGCGACAGCCCCGAAACCUGAAGGAUCUGGAGAAGGUCUGUAUGGAGGAGUGGGCCAAAAUCCCUGCUGCAGUGUGUGCAAACCUGGUCAAGACCUACAGGAAACGUAUGGUCUCUGUAAUUGCAAACAAAGGUUUCUGUACCAAAUAUUAAGUUCUGCUUUUCUGAUGUAUGAACUACUUAUGUCAUGCAAUAAAAUGCAAAUUAAUUACUUAAAAAUCAUACAAUGUGAUUUUCUGGAUUCCGUCUCUCACAGUUGAAGUGUACCUAUGAUAAAAAUUACAGACCUCUACCUGCUUUGUAAGUAGGAAAACCUGCAAAAUCGGCAGUGUAUCAAAUACUUGUUCUCCCCACUGUACCUAGCUAACUAACUGUAAGUCGCUCUGGAUAAGAGUGUCUGCUAAAUGACUAAAAUUAAAAAAAUUGAAAUGUAGCUACAUAAUAACCCCCUGUCCCCUAACUCUUCCCACCAGCGGCCUCUCCAUUCCUGCUGGGCCGUGCCCUUUGGGCAGCCAGCCGCUUCACAGCAGCCAUGACCCCUGAUCUCAUCCAGCAGUUCCUCCAGGCCACCGUCAGCGGCCUGCAUGACAGCCAGCCCCCCUCGGUCCGCAUCUCAGCCGUACGCGCCAUAUGGGGGUGAGAGAGAUCAACACUUAAAGGGAAAAUCCACUCAAAACAAACUUUUGCUAUUUGUUUCAUUAGUCCACUGUUGAUACAGUCCCAAAAUGUUUUGCGUGUCAGCAGUCAAGUUAUCAAGAUAUUGGACUUUCAAGAAGCAAAGUGUCACUUGCAUCAUGAUGAUGUGGCCAGUGACUGUAUGAACAGUGGACUAAUGGGAAAACGUAUAUAUAUAUUGUUUUUGAGUGGAGUUUAAGAAAGCUUAAACCUCUAUAGUUCUGACAUGCUGUAUAGAGCACACUAGAGGUUAUUUUUUUCCCUCCAGUCAUAAACAAUAAGCUAGACCAGGUAAAAGCAGUGAUGGUAUAGAUAGAUGGAUAAAUCCCUCUUUAGUUUGUCACCUAACUAGCCUUACAACAUAAACAGUCACAACACCAUAACAGUAAAUGUGUUGGUAUGCAGGUGGUUAAUGUGUGUGUGCGUAUGUGUGCUCUUCUCAGGUACUGUGACCAGCUGAAGCUGUCAGAGAGUACCCAGGUCCUGCAGCCGUUCCUUCCUGCUGUUCUGGAGGGGCUGGUGCAGCUGGCAGCCCAGUUCAGCUCCGAGGUGCUCACCCUGGUCAUGGAGACCCUGUGUAUCGUCUCCACCGUGGACCCAGCCUUCACCACCAGCGCAGAGAACAAGAUCUGCCCCCUCACCAUCGCCAUCUUCCUCAAGUAUAGUAAUGGUAGGUAACUAACCUUGGCAGUUGGCACUCAUUGAGUUCAUCAUUGAGUCCGAUUUGAUAUAUUGAGGUAUUACCAUAUGGCUUACAUCUAUCCAAACCUUUCAUAUCAACACUUGUGCCGCCAUAUCCAACUCUCCCUUCCCUCCUGUCCUCUCCCCAGAUCCAGUGGUGUCCUCUCUGGCCCAGGACAUCUUUAAGGAGCUGGCCCAAAUCGAGGCGUGCCAGGGACCCAUGCAGGUGCGCCUCAUCCCCACCCUGGUCAGCAUUAUGCAGGCCCCCCCUGACAAGAUCCCCUCCGGCCUGUGU
This is a messenger RNA of Coregonus sp. 'balchen', 7660 nucleotides long. The record is from the annotation of a GenBank genome assembly. NCBI's taxonomy places the organism in Eukaryota, Metazoa, Chordata, Actinopteri, Salmoniformes, Salmonidae.